This is a messenger RNA of Racocetra persica, 754 nucleotides long. NCBI's taxonomy places the organism in Eukaryota, Fungi, Glomeromycota, Glomeromycetes, Diversisporales, Gigasporaceae. The record is from the annotation of a GenBank genome assembly.
AUGGAACCAAGUGGAAUAAAUCAAGAAUCAGAUACUUCAAAUAAUCAAAGUUCCGGAAUUCAAAUGGAACAAAGUGGAAUAAAUCAAGAAUCAGAUACUUCAAAUAAUCAAAGUUAUGGAAAUCAAAUGGAACAAAGUGGAAUAAAUCAAGAAUCAGAUACUUCAAAUAAUCAAAGUUUUGGAAUUCAAAUGAAACCAAGUGGAAUAAAUCAAGAAUCAGAUACUUCAAAUAAUCAAAGUUUUGGAAUUCAAAUAAAUCAAGAAUCAGAUACUUCAGAUAAUCAAAGUUCUGAAAUUCAAAUAGAAUCUGAUGCUUCAUAUAUUCAAUGUUUUAUACCCUGCUGUCCAACUCAUGAAAUUAAAAUUCAAAAUUGUUCUUUAAAAGAAGAUCUGAUCUUGAAUAUAACCGCAAAUGAAAGUUCGAACGGUUUGCUUCCGGGUUAUUUUGGAAUAAUUGGCAAUUUUGUUUUUAUUAAUGACAGUAAUCAAGCAGAAAAAGUAAAAUCUAUGAAAGUUAAUUCUGGCGUUUAUAGAAUACCCCAAGGACACUUUGUCAUUUUUGAAUUUACUAUAAGGAUCAGAACAUAUUCUUCACCUUAUUUUGGUCAACUUGGCUUAUACCCUAAACAAGCUACCUUUCUAGAUAUCGAGACAAAAUCAUCACUACAAAUUAUAAAUGGAUCAUAUACUUUAUUAAAUUUAAGACCGAGUAUGCAUCCAAUUGUCCAUGAGAAAGAUAAAUAUCAAAAUACAU